CGAGCGCAUUCAGGUGAGGUGAUGGUCAUCUUGUUUCCUGAUAAUCAACAUCAUGGCGUCCCCUGUGAGAUUAAAACCACAGCCGAAACCACGACCCAGCAAACGGACCAGUGGUGCCGCAGCGUCCCCAGUCGCCGCUGGUGCCACUAGUCUUAUGCCGAAGACUUCCGAGUAUUCAGAACCCAAAGACACGAAGCAUGUGAAGGAAGAAGUCAUAUAUGCCACACCGGGCGAAGCGAACGUGUACGAUGCUCCGCAACAGGCCAAUGUGUACGCAACACCUGACGAGAGCAGUCGGACAACUAGUCCGGUGCACAGCAGCAAGCCUGGUUCGCCCGUCAUGGAGUGGGACGGGUACCAGACUCAGACGUCGCGGGACAGCCAGCGUUGGGACCGCACCCCUCCGGAAAUCCCCCAUUUUGAUCUGGACUCGGACGAUCGCGAAACCGACUCCGAUGAGGACUCUGGCGAAUGUUGUCCUGGUCGCUGCGAACCGUGUAAAGCCGUCUUGCGGCCAUGCAUGGCGCAGUAUAAUCCACUGCCGGACAACCCGUCCCUGUGCGUUCGCCUAAAGCACGCCCUCUUGUGCCCACCCCACGGGCGCAUGUCUAGGGAUCUGACGUUGGUUCUGCUGGUGUUUCUGUCCUGGGGUGUGGUGUGGGGUGCGACGGGGGAUGCGGCUCUGCCAGGGGGAACCUUCUUCGCGUUGUACGUGCUGACCAUUUGCUGCAUUCUUGGAGGAUUUUUGGUGAAACUUGUUCGACUGCCGCCCUUACUAGGUAUGCUGAUCGUCGGUUUCAUCCUUCGCAACGUCCCGCGCAUCAACAUCGCCGUGGAUAUUGACAAGGAGUGGUCGUCGGGACUCCGGAGCGUGGCGCUGGUCGUGAUCCUGAUGCAGGCCGGUCUGGGGCUGGACGCCAAGGCGUUACGGAGCCUGAGCAUGGUGUGCGUCCGGCUGUGCUUCUUGCCGUGUCUGGUGGAGGCCUGCGUGGCUGGGGUGGUGUCGCACUUCCUACUUGGUUUACCAUGGGUUUGGGGCUUUAUGUUGGGCUUUGUUCUCGGCGCAGUCACACCGGCCGUGAUCGUCCCUUCAUUGCUGUCCCUCCAGAAGCGAGGUUACGGUAUCGAUAAGGGCAUUCCUACGUUAGUGAUCGCGGCGGCAAGCUGUGAUGACGUCCUUGCAAUAAGUGCCUUCGGAGUGAUACUGGGUGCUGCCUUUGCAACAGGUGAUCUUGUCUACAAUAUUCUACGAGGGCCACUGGAGUUGGUCGUCGGUGUUGCGUUUGGCUGUCUCGGUGGGGUAGUUCUGUGGUACCUACCAGACCGGUUUCAGAAUGCAUUUGUUCUGCGACGCACCGUGCUGCUAUUUGGUGGGGGGCUUUUUGCCGUCUUCGGCAGUGCUGCAGUGAAGUUUUCCGGUGCGGGAGCCCUCGGUUGCCUGACGAUGGCGUUUGUAGCCGGACAUGGCUGGAAAAAGAAUAAGGAGCCUAUUGUGAAGAACAUUGAUUUGCUGUGGAUCAUCUUUGAACCCUUGCUGUUCGGUCUGAUUGGUGCAGAAGUUGCCAUAGAAACAGUGCAGCCAGCUACCAUUGGGCUUGGCCUGGCAACGCUGUUCAUCGGGCUGGCCGCCAGGCUACUUGCGUCGUUCCUAGCCGUCUGCAGAGCAAAGAUGAAUCUGAAGGAGAAGUUGUUUAUCGCCCUCGCUUGGCUGCCUAAAGCAACUGUACAGGCGGCGAUCGGACCAGUGGCCCUGGACACAGCGAUCAAGCACGGAUCUGGAGAGUACAUAGAGCUAGGAACACAGCUGUUGACCGUUGCAGUUCUCUCAAUCCUGGUUACGGCUCCGCUGGGGGCUAUCGCCAUAGCGCUGGCCGGGCCCCGCCUACUCAGCAAAUCCAUCAAUGAAAAGCCCAGAGACAACAACAACCGCCGACCAAUCAUCCAUCUGGUACCUAUAGGGACACCCCCCGAGAGCGAGGUAGUCGAACUAUCCCCCGUCAGCCCGGAACCCGAUCGUUCCAAUCCACUAAAUAGGUUGGUUGCGGUUGUUGAAAGCGACGAUAAAGUUUGAAGAAAUGAAUUGACUUGAGACUACUUAACGAGAAGGACUAAGCUUUUGACCCAUCAUACAUCUGGUAGGGACACCCCUGAGAGCGAGGUAGUGGAACUAUCCCCUGUCAGCCCGGAACCCGAUCGUUCCAAUCCACUAAAUAGGUUGGAUGCGGUUGUUGAAAGUGACGAUAAAGUUUGAAGAAAUGAAUUGACUUGAGACUACG
Patiria miniata (bat star) is the source of this 2276-nucleotide messenger RNA. Its product is annotated as sodium/hydrogen exchanger 9B2-like. Bases 53 to 2071 code for a protein of 672 amino acids. The transcript has 10 exons. NCBI's taxonomy places the organism in Eukaryota, Metazoa, Echinodermata, Asteroidea, Valvatida, Asterinidae. Gene Ontology annotation, biological process: proton transmembrane transport. Gene Ontology annotation, molecular function: antiporter activity. Gene Ontology annotation, cellular component: membrane. The record is from RefSeq and is a predicted model, not a curated record.